AUGCCAAAUCCAAUCCAACCCAACGGCCACCUCGUCAAGAACACAAAACCAAGUCCCAAGGUCCGUCCCCCUUCACCUUCUUCUUGCUCGUGCAAGCGUCAGUCCCCUUCUCUUCUUGUCCACCAGCUCGCUGUUCUUUUAAGGGCUUUUGAGGAGACAAAUUUGGCUAAAGAUUGGGUUUAUAUCUGCUGCACAGAGAUUCUGUCUGAAGCGAGAAUGGAAAAGGAAGUGCAGCAAAACGCUUUUUCAGACGAAGAUCAGCGCAUUUACGAAAUAAUUGCACGCGAUGAUGGAGAUGAAUUUCAAUCUGCUUUAGAGGGUGCAGUCAUAGUUCAAUAUUUUGGAUACAUUGUGAAACUACAGUUUGGUGAAUCUGAAUUCUGCCCAUUUGAGCUGUUGCACUGGAUUUGUUAUCAUCGUGCUGCACGGUGUGGUGCAUUAUUGCUGGAAAGAAAUGAUGGUUUGGUCAUUGACCUUAAUGUUGCAAAAAGGGAUGGUAUUUUCCCUCUUCAUGAAGCUGCCUGCUCAUUGUCUUCUUCCUUAGUUAAGUUGUUUCUUCGGCAUGGAGCUGAAGCUAAUCGUAGACUUCAUGCUAUUGAUUCGGAUAAAAGGGAACUGCUUCCUGUCCAGAUAGCACUUGAAACGUUAAGUUGUGACAACACUCUGACGGAAUGGAAGCCAAAUACAAAAGAAUCAGUCUUCGACCUGAUCAUCAUGCUUUGCUUCCCCAGAUUGCAAGAUCAACUUGAGACUGUCAGGCUGCUUGUGGCUCACACAGAAUUGCUUGAUGAGAUUGUCUGCUAUUAUGUCCUGAAGGGUGCACUUAUUGAACUGGCCAUCCUAUUGAUGGCCAAUUGGGAAAAGGUUAUGGGCCCCGUCUCAUGUCUAUGUGUGGAUGGUUCAAAAGUAGAAGUUCCAUUACGCCAUUUUAUCAGAAGCGAAAUGGCUGCAUUAUUGGAUCUAGAACACUACUUAAUGUACAGAAAAGGAGAGGAAGAGAAAAAGUUGUAUGAGUUGUCCAAGGAAAGGAAGUCAGCGAUGCUAUCUACUCUACCUUUGCUUGAAGUGUUUGAAAAGGCCGGUGAUGCUAUUGGAAAAUAUGUUCAAUCGAGGGACGUAAAUAUCCAAGAUGAACAGGUUGCCGAAGAUGUUACAAGGCUAUUUAGAGAAGCAGGUUUCAGACCAAACUCUCAAGGAAAUAGAUUAGUCACUAUGAAAAGUGCUAAGGAUGCUAUCUUGGAAGAACAAACUGAAUCGAUUGAAGAAAAAAAGGACAACCUGGGAAUUGAAUCCAGAGGAGAGACUCCUCUUAAUCCAUUGUUCCCAAAGGAGGACACCUCUACUCGCACUGAUACUGACUUCGGAGGGAAUACAUUUGACUUGGAGCUCCUAAAGAUGACACCUCUAAUUACAGCACUUGAAAAACUAAGUACAUAUAAAAGAUUGCGACAGUGGACCCCACAGCAAUCUAUAUUCAAGUUGAUUAUCAUGCUUUGCCUCCCUGAAAUGAAACAAGUGCUGGAAACUGCUCGCUUGCUUGAGUUGAACCAAAAAGAUAUCAGUGAAGCUGCUUGCUAUUUUGCAAUGAAGGGUAAAAUUAUCGAACUGGCCAUUCUAUUGAUGGUGGCAAGAGAGAAGUCUUUGGGUCCUGUAUGUGCUUAUGGGUUUGAAAAUCAUUCAAGCUCAGAAACUGCAAUCACCUUUCGUCAAUUUGUCAGGAGAGAAUUGGCAGGGUUGCUCGAUUUAGGAUUCUGUUUAAUGGGCCGAAAAGAUCCAGAGUUGGUAAGAUUAGACGACUUGUGUGAGGAAAGGGAGCAGGCAAUGCUACCUACACUACCAUUGCUUGAUGUGUUUGAGAGGGGCAGGUGCUGCUAUUGAGGUGUACCUUCAAUCAAGGCCUGAUGGCGUGGUUGAGGAACAAGUAGUCCAAGACAUGGAGAGGCUGUUUGCUGAUGCAGGUUACAAGUUGAAGUCUGAAGACAUCAACCUUAGCAGUACAGCACACAGUGCAUCAGACAAGGUGCUCUUGGAUCAACAAGACCAUCCUGUUCAAGUUUCAAAGGAUAACCAUGGUGCUUAGUUCUUAAAUGCUUUGGUGCUUAGUUUCCAUUUCAUUAAACUAAAAGUAAUUGAGAAAUUGUUCUGGCUGGUUAUGCUUUUCUUUGAUGCAGUAGAGAGAACAGAGGGUGUUUCUAAAAUAAAUUGCACCAUGCCACCUUAUUCACAACUAGGUGGUUCUCCUGAUACCUAUGUAAGAGUAAACUUGAGAAUUUUCCGUGCGUCAGAUAACCAUAUUUUACCAUUUGAAGUGCUUAUCUUACCAUGUGUGGAAGUUAUUAUAUUGAACUGAAGUAGAUAGGUGUUCAAGUCAUACGCAUCCCGUGAUUUAUUGCAAACCCUUAGGGACAGUUUCUUUAUUUUGUGUUUCAUGGCCUUUUUAUGCUAUUGUCCUUUUCUUCUACAUAUGUUAUUGAUUGAACGUUUAGAAUUAUUUUGCUUGUUUUCAAAUUUAAUUUCAUAGUUGCGUGGGACUGACUGAUAAAAUCUGCUGUGUCUCCCCCCAUCCAAAAAUAAAAAAACCCUGACCCAUAAAUUCGUUUGUUUGGGUGAAAGUCAAUGCUUGGGUUGAACAAUCACCUGCAAAGGUUUAUUUUUGCUCAAAACCGUUGGCGUCCCUCUGCUUUCUCCUCAAACAUUCAGCACUUUCACACAUGCUCAACAAAGGCCAGCUUGUCAUUUGGUUUAGCCAAACCGUGGGAGGUGAGGCAGCACAAAAUUGCCCAAGCAGAACAGAACAUGCAGAAAGUUUCAACAAAAUGGUUGUCCGCCUUUGUAUUAUUAGUCAAGAGGGGGCUUAAAUGCUUAUGAUUCUCCCUGCUCUUAAGUUGGUGUAAAGUUCGAAGAUUUUUGGUCGGUAGGAUGAAUCAAGGAUGCGCUACACAACUUAGGGAUUUAGUCUAUCUGCAGGUUUGCAAAAGUCAGGAGUACGUAGCUUGUAAAUAUGUGGCAAUUACUUUUGGCUUAUCACUAGUAGUUAGCUGGUGGAACUUGAGGAAUAUCUGCAUGACCAUCUAAAUUCUCAUUUCAGAAUAUUAGAUCUGUGAGUUCCUUUGCGUUCUAGUAUUAUACAAGUACAAUGGCAAGUUGACUCAGAUGGAAAACCCAAUUGUUAGUUCACAGUCACACAUUUAUUUUUCAA
Coffea eugenioides is the source of this 3199-nucleotide messenger RNA. RefSeq lists its product as uncharacterized. The coding region runs from base 1 to 1878 and encodes 625 amino acids. Gene Ontology annotation, biological process: positive regulation of protein catabolic process; protein ubiquitination. The record is from RefSeq and is a predicted model, not a curated record. The transcript has 14 exons. NCBI's taxonomy places the organism in Eukaryota, Viridiplantae, Streptophyta, Magnoliopsida, Gentianales, Rubiaceae. Gene Ontology annotation, molecular function: protein binding.